Anisakis simplex (herring worm) is the source of this 252-nucleotide messenger RNA. The record is from the annotation of a GenBank genome assembly. Lineage: Eukaryota; Metazoa; Nematoda; Chromadorea; Rhabditida; Anisakidae.
AUGUUCCAUCGGUUUUACGGUGCGGAGACGAACGAGGCGAUGGCCGAAGAGUUCCAAGCCAGGGUCACAGGCUUGGGAGUUGAGCUGAGUCCAGCGCAGAUACAGGGACAUUUGCUUUUGUAUAAAGAUGAUCCGUACAAGGCGAUUGACACGCGAUUCGACGUCUAUUUUGUAGACGAGCGAUUCGGACUGGGCUAUUGGAGUAUUGGGGAUAACACUGGACCUCAUUGUGUUUUAUCAUUUGGUUUUUGA